GUCCCAGUACAAUGUAGAUGAGAAAAGGAUGCAGGAAAUUCUGUUGUUUACACAUGUGUCUGUUACACUGAGAAGCAAGAGGAGCCCAGCAAACUGACAGGGAGUGAAAUUAGAUGAUGAAUCAAAACAUGAAUUUAGACUCCAUUCAGAAACAAAUGGAAGAGAUAGAGGUUUUUGGGACCCAACCAACACAACCUGAUAAAUUAGAUAGAUGUUGGCAACCAGGUGACCAUCUGCAUCAUUCAAAUCUUCCAUCUCAAAGUUUCUACCCAUACUCCCCUCAUUAUGCACGUAUGCAUACAAAUUGCAGCAGUGAUUGGGAAAUUUUUGAAGCAGUAAAAAUUCAGGAACUGGAAGAAGUCAAAGCCAGAGCUGCCCAAAUGGAGAAGACCAUGCGCUGGUGGUCAGACUGCACCGCUAAUUGGAGGGAGAAAUGGAGCAAAGUUAGAGCAGAAAGAAAUAAAGCACGAGAAGAAGCAAGACAAUUGAGAAUCAAAUUAGACAGUGUCAUAAAAGAGCUAAGUGUGCUUAAAAAAAUAAAUCAGGAUUUAGUAAGUGAGAAGGAAAACUUAGAAAAUGGAACUGCUUGGAAAACAGAAUACAGUUGUGCAGAAAUAUCUUAUAUUAAAAAAGACCAAAACAUGUUAACUUUUCUGGAACCAGAACCUCUGAAAGACCUUAACAAAAUCACCAAAAUUUCUGGGGCAGAAGACACAAAGAAGGAUAUAAACAAAGACCAAAGCAAUGACAAUAAAAAAUUCACCCAAAAGUUUCCUGAUUUCUUCUCCAAUGGACUUCCCAGCACCUAUUUGGAGGAACCUAAAACAAGUUUGGGUACUACAGCUAAGACAACAGAUAAUGAUUUAAUACAUGUAUCAGUCCUGAAUUUGCAUUUGGCUGAGAUGAAGAAAAUCUUACAGAAGGAAAGAGAAAUGAAUGUAUUUCUGGAGAAAGAAAUGGAAAAGAUGGAAAAUGAGUUAUUUCUUUGGAAAUGGAAAUAUGAAGAACUGAGACAAACCAAGCUGGAAAGCCUGAAACAGAGUAAAGAGGUGGAAGAAAGUGAACACAGGAUUUGGGACCAGACAAAGUUCCUUGUCUGCUGUUGGAGAUUCUACCAUGACAGUGAGUGAAGGUACAGGAGAUCACCAAAAAUCCCUGCAGCAACAAGGCCAACAGCAAAGAGGAGAGGCAAACACUGUUCAUGAAGACGUACAAGAAAAUUUCAUCCAAGAAGUGCAUGUCAGACGAGUGGGAAUACUGUAUGCAUUGUUCCUAUGUAAUCCUGAUUUUUUAUAAGAGCCAAGGAAAAUAUGGUAGAGUCAGUGUGCACCUAUUUAGAAUUUAUGUUGACCAUUGUCAUUCCUUUCCAGUUGUUCUAAUUGUUCUCUUCUAAAGCAAAAGGUGGACUUUAAUUAAAUUUUCCCAUAUUUUACCUUCCUUUGGGAAAAAGCACUUUUGAAUGUGCAUGGCAUAUGAGAGAGGUCCACAUUCUGUCCUGGGAAGACAUUGAGCCUGAAAAUGGAAGUCAAUGGUUUGUUUCUUGCUUUGCUUGUGUGUUUUACUUUCAUACAGCAGUGGGCAAAUAUAUCUGUAUCUCAGGACCCCCAGUUCUACCAGGGUGACUUGCGUAUUGCAUUUUUCUUUCAUUAGAAAAAAGAAGAAGAAGAAAAAAUAUUUUAUUUUAAAUACCCAAAUAUUAUCACAUACACAUUUAGACUAAAGAAAUAUCCUUUCUUUAUGUGUUUCUUGUACUAUAUAGUAGAAAUAAUGCAUAUCAAAUUUACCUUAUUGUCUACAUACCACAUUUUUAUUUAAAUUUUACUUUAUUAAUUGUCCAUGUAAAAAAUUGUAAAUAUCACAUAGGAAGCAAGAUAAAUAUGUUAAGAUAAACUGGAAAAGCAGAUUUUGAGAAUUUUAGAAAAUUCACAAUUUAUAAAAACAACAGCAACUUUCAACCAUCAAGUCAGGUGCAAAUUAUAAUUUUGUUUGCCAUGUGCAAUUGAUAUUGAGUAUGUGCAGCUUCUAUUGCACAAGGAUUGCUGCAACUGCUCAGAAAUAUGUUAUUUUCAUUCUUUAUAUCCCUAUAAACUGAAAACUUUAAAGAGGAUUCUAGUUGUGUUUAAAGCUAUGUCCUUUCUAAGAGGCAACUGUGAGAUCUCUUGAUUUCUUUUGUAACCUAGGACCAUACAAAAAUCAAAAAGUAUUAAAGAUUAUUGAUUACACAGGAAUCACAUUUUUCCCAGGAAUUCUCUGAGCUGCAGAUGGUAGGAAGCUGGGAACUAAAUGUUCUUAUGACCCUCUCUGAGCUUUAGGCUGCUGCUGGAGAUGGGAUGCUAGAGCAGAAGGAUCUAUGUUUUGACUACUUUUAAAAGUUCUUAACCCUCUUUCAUGUUUAUAAUGCUGACCUAAUCCUAACCAUUAGUUCUCAGGACACACUAAGGGAUAUACAAUGAGGGAAUUUUGUCUUUGUUGCCAGUAGCUGAUUCACAAGUUCAUCAACAAGGUACAGAGAUACUGCGAGACAAUUUAUUUUUAAAUGGAGUUUAAACAUGUAAAACUUACAAGAAUUGACAAUAAAAUAAGAUUUGUAAUUCUUUUUUUCAUAAUUCAAACUUCCUCCCUUGUUAGCUUACUGGUUCAAGGUUUUAUAUUAGACAAAAGAUCUCUGGUCUUGUUCCAUGCUUUGUGAAAUGACACACUGACUUUCUCUAAAACUCCAUCUGCUUUUCUUAUGCCAGCAUCUUCACGGCGCCACAGUCUGUGAAAUGGCUGUAUUGAAAAUGUUGAUGUGCACAAUAGGAAUGGAAAGUGCAUAAUUAUUGAUUUUCAAAUGCUGUAACAGCCAAAUAUACUUCUAUGGUUACACUGAAGCACUUGAAAAUAUGGCAGUACCACAUAACAGCUUACUGAUAAAAGCUUGUAUCAUUUAGAUAAGCUUUAGAGACAAGAUCUUUUUUUUUCCCCUCUGACAAGCCAUUAGAAAUAUAUUUCUUUUAGCAAUAAAGUAUGGUUUCAGCAUUGGCCAAAAUAUCAAUAACUUCCAGAGUAUCUUUUCAGCCCACAGUAAUAACUGUGGCUAAAAAUAAAGUCAAAUGAUAUUACAAAUUACUAGGGAAAUUGGGAUUCCAUCUUUCCUGUCUGUAUUUCUAAAUCUGUAGAAAAACAAAUAACCUUUAAUUGGUGCCGGGGAGCAUUUCUGUGCUAACAGCUUGGUAGUGUAACAUGGAUAUUGAGGGAAAUCAAACCAGAAGCUAGUUUCUGCUGCUCUAACUCUGCCAUAAACCCUUUUGUAUGUGUCCACUGCAUUAUACUACCCAGAAGGUGUGAUACACCUGGCUGGCCUAAAAGUCAUGGUGACAAUAAAAUACCGUCACAUGAUGUUAGUUUUAAAAUUUAUAUUCCAGAAUGUCAAUACAGUAUCUUUUCUUUCUCAUGAGGAAAUUUUAGUUUUUUGUGGGGUAGUUAAUAUUCACAUUUAUCCCACACAUGUCUUUGUAAUCACUUAUUGAUCAUAUUUUACUUUCAGGCACCUUCUGAAUAGCACUUCUUAAGUUUUCUUUCUUGCCUCUUAUAGAUCACACAAGAUGCCUUAUUUUUUCGUAAUUUCUCCCUAUUCCCUGAGAUAGAGAAAACUCAGCUGCUUCCAUUGUCUAAAUAAAAUAUUUAUUUCAUCAACACAUACACAGAGAACUUCAGAGGCCUCUGUGAGGCAGUAAACCCAUAAAUUAGUCACUUAAAAGUGAGUCAAGAUAAGAUGAUGCAUGAUUGCCCUGUCUGCAGUUGAGAAUGUUUGAAAAUGCUAAUUUAUGACCUUUCCAUAAUAAUACUAGAAUGUUUCCAGGUCUUAAAUAUACAUCUAUGAUAUUUUCUAUGUACCAGUGUUCCCAUCCAUUCCUCUUCACAUUUUACAUGUGGGAAAUGAAGAUUAACAGAUCUGUGCAGGGAUGAUUUGCUCAAGGUCACCAAGCAUAAUUAUGGGAAAGCCAAGAAAACUCUUAAAUCUGGUUGCAAACAAUUGAUCUGUUCUUCAUCUCUUAAAAUGAGUGGUGCCUAAAACAGUGGGUUGCCACUAGAAAAAUGUCACUAAAUAGUCUUUCCUACUUUUCUUUUUAAGAUAAUAAAUAGCAUGAAUCUUUUAUGUGGAUCAAUUUUACAAACUGAUUGUAAACACAGUGAUAGAAAGACCUGCAAAUAAUUUUCACAGCUGGCAAUUAAACCUUGUUUAAUACUGUAAA
Corvus hawaiiensis (hawaiian crow) is the source of this 4235-nucleotide messenger RNA. RefSeq names its product coiled-coil domain containing 102B (gene CCDC102B). The coding region runs from base 114 to 1130 and encodes 338 amino acids. The record is from RefSeq and is a predicted model, not a curated record. NCBI's taxonomy places the organism in Eukaryota, Metazoa, Chordata, Aves, Passeriformes, Corvidae. The transcript has 5 exons.